UGUAUAUAUUUCUGUACAUUUAGCAACCCAAGUAAAUUACACACAACAUUUAUAUUAAGCACAAGUGUUUCUAUUCGUCUUUAGCAGUUAAUUUUAUUACAUGUAUAAAAAUUUUACUAAAAUACAUCAUGUGUUCGUUAAAAUUUUACUUUUUUGUCAUCAUAAUAUCAAUAAUUCAAAUUCAGCCAAUUUUAUUGAUAGCUUUAAAGGACUCAGAUGUAUUUAUCGGCCAUUUACAAAAAAUACCUACAUGGGAAAGAAAUAAAAUUUCAUUUUCUUCAGAUGACAUACAUACGAUUGCCUCGCUUAUUAAUUCCGAUAACAUACAAAAGUAUCCACAAUUAGACGAAAAGUUGAAUUCCAAAACAACUGCAAUUAAUUGUAUUUACAGUUAUGUAAUACAACUUAUUGCAAUGAAUUUAAAACAGUUUCCAACCAUUGUGACAAAUCCCUAUCAGGGUAAACCUUUUAAAGGACUCGAAAGAUCAAAAUCAAUAACCUUUGGUGAUUCAAAAUUACUCUUGUAUGUUGAUGAAGAAUCAGCUACUCCCAUUAAAGAAAUAACAAGACAAAAAAGCGAAGACUUAUCGGAUUUAGAAGAAUUUUAUCGUACAGACACUGUAUCCUCAUUAGCACACCAACUUGAGCCUAAUAAAGAGUAUAUUAUCAACAUAUUUAAAAAACAAGACUUAACGUACCAAAUUUUAGACGGUUAUGAGGAAUAUGUUGCCAUUUAUAGAGAUGCUAUCGCUCGAAUGAUAUCUGUUGUGAUAUUUUCCCAACAAUCUCCGGCAAAUUGGAUGUGGAAGUAUUUCUUAAGUUUAAAUGCUCUUGAAAAAAGAAAACUUGAUUUUGAAGAAUUUUAUGAGUACAGUGAGGAAUCAUUAAUUUUUUGUAAUAAAUAUGUUGCAUCAUGCAGAAAAAGUAAUUAUUUGCAUAAUCUUGAACCAAACAUUGUGGACAGUUUAAAAGAUUUAAAAAAAAGCGUUGAAAUUUCUAUAGAUCUUUUAAAAAAAAUGAAACUAAAACCAGGAGACAAUAAUGAAUUAUUAUCUUUAUUUAAAUACGAAAAUAAUUUAGGGGUAUAUGACUUUCUAUUUAAUAAAAAAGUCACAUGUUUUAUCACUUUUUACCCUCAUAUAGAUAACAUUAACUUUAAACCAAUAAUUAGAAAAUUACAGGCUAAUUAUAAAUCAGCAAUUAUUGAAUGGAAGAGAAAUCCAUAUUUAAUUUUAAACUACUAUAAUGUUCUUUCCGAUGUCAUGAAAAUUGCAUUGCUUUAUUAUUCAGCGAGACACUUGAUUAACUAUUUAAUACUUGUUAAGUCUAAAAGCAAAAAACCUACAGAAAUACCAAUUACCGAAAAAGAAUUACAAGAUAAACUUAGUCUAUAUUAUACUAGACCCUCAAAAAUAAUAAAAACUAUUAUACGUUAUGCUGGUAUUUCAGGUAUUCCAAUAUAUAGCCAAAUAGCUAAAGUGUUUGAUGACGAGAAAGGAAAAGAUAAAAAAUCGGCGAAAGCACUAAUCAAUAUUUUAUUUAAAAAACUAGAAGAGUUAUUGAAAAGUUAUGGUGCAUAUAAUGAAAAUUUGUACAAAAUAUCAAAAAAAGGUGAUCGUACACUGAAUAUUUAUGAUGAUAUUAAAAAUGAAUGUUACGAAUCUUUAUUACAAUAUUAUAACAAGUACAGAAAUACUCUUGGAGCAAUCAAUUUCGAUAUCAUAACUUUCUUUCAAUGGAGCAAAAACAUUAAAUGGCUUAAUUAGUAAAAUGCGUAUUUAUAGGGUAAAAUGUUUUGAACUUAAUAAUUAAAUAUGUUGUUACUCAUUUAGCAAUAAAUCCUUACAUAUCCAUUUUUCAAAAAGUAAUUAAUCAUUUUUCUGUGUUUAAAUUUUUAAGAAUAAUUAAAAAUAUUUAAAAUUUAUGUGAUAGCUUCAAUAAAUUUAAGAAAAAAUUUAUGUAUCUAUUUUUUUAAAUUGAUCAUUAAAUCAUUCUAUUAAAUAUUUUUUACUUUCAAAAUUUAAUAUAUUUUUUUUUACUAAAAAAAAUAAAUAAAUAGAAUUAGUUGUAUAUAACACAUUACUAGGCCAUAAACAGUACCAUAUCUUUGUAAUAUUUUUACAUUUUUUUAAAUAAACAUUUUUUUAACA
Molecule: messenger RNA, 2150 nt
Organism: Daktulosphaira vitifoliae (grape phylloxera)
Lineage: Eukaryota; Metazoa; Arthropoda; Insecta; Hemiptera; Phylloxeridae
Exons: 2
Coding region: 129-1766 (545 amino acids)
Source: RefSeq, a predicted model, not a curated record